Notolabrus celidotus (New Zealand spotty) is the source of this 1584-nucleotide messenger RNA. Its product is annotated as mitogen-activated protein kinase-binding protein 1-like. The annotation marks the transcript as partial. The record is from RefSeq and is a predicted model, not a curated record. Gene Ontology annotation, molecular function: protein binding. The transcript has 11 exons. Lineage: Eukaryota; Metazoa; Chordata; Actinopteri; Labriformes; Labridae.
UGUGUGUGUGUGUCGCUGCGGUGUGUGUGUGUCCGGUCCGGUUCGUGCUGAAGCCGCUUCGUGUCUUCGCUGCGGCGGAGGAAACAAUGCGGAAGAGGUAGCGAUCCGAGUCAGUCCCGAACCAGGACCAGAGCCCGGACAGCGGGACCGGCUCUGUUUGCAGACAGCAUGACGUCAUCAGCAGCAGGGACAGAGAGGAGCGCGAGCCGCUGAGCUAACGAAGCUAACAGCGCGAUGACUGCGGAGGGAAGCGGCACGAUCCGCAGCCGCAUCAAGAACCUGCUGCGCGCGCCGUCCAUCAAACUGCGCGGAAGGAGCGGCAGGAGCGGCACCGCGCGGCAAAGAGACCAGCUGAGCGACAAGGUGAAGCUGGAGAAGGUUUUGGGGAUUUCAGCUCCAGGGAAUCGAGCGCUCGCCUGUGACCCUCAGACCGGCCUGCUGGCUUAUCCUGCAGGGUGUGUUGUCGUCCUGUUGAACCCUCGGAGGAACAGUCAGCGUCACAUCUUCAACACCUCCAGGAAGGCGAUCACAACGUUAGCGUUUUCACCUGACGGGAAAUAUGUCGUCACAGGAGAGAGCGGCCACAUGCCGGCCGUCAGGGUCUGGGAUGCGUCUGAGCACGUGCAGGUGGCAGAGCUGCAGGAACAUAAAUAUGGAGUGGCGUGCGUUUCUUUUUCUCCAAACGGGAAGUUCAUCGUCAGCGUGGGAUUCCAACACGACAUGAUGGUCAACGUCUGGAACUGGAAGAAGAACAUCCUGCUAGCAGCCAAUAAGGUGUCGAGUAAGGUCACCGCCGUCUCCUUCUCUGAUGACAGCUCAUACUUUGUUACCGCCGGCAACCGUCACGUCAAGUUCUGGUACCUGGACCACGCCAAAACCUCCAAGGUGAAUGCUACAGUCCCCCUGAUGGGGCGUUCAGGGCUGCUGGGAGAGCUCAGGAAUAAUUUUUUCAGUGACGUGGCGUGUGGGCGGGGCCGACAGGUGUCCUCCACCUUCUGCAUCACUACGUCGGGUCUGCUCUGUGAGUUCAACGACCGCCGGCUCCUGGAUAAGUGGGUGGAGCUUCGGAGAGUUGACUCCGCCCCCGUGUGUCAGGCCACCUGUCUGUCCGUCACUGAGGACCUGAUUUUCUGUGGCUGUUCUGAUGGGAUCAUCCGAGCGUUCAGUCCUGUUAACCUUCACUUCCUGUGCACUCUGCCCCGCCCACAUAGUCUGGGAGCAGACAUCGCCAAAAUGGUGGACGCCAGUCAGCUGUUCUCCUGCAGGCAGGAGGCCCGGUAUCCGGACACAGUGGCGUUGACCUUUGACCCCAGCAGUGGUCGGUUGUCAUGUGUGUACAACGAUCACAGUGUUUAUGUUUGGGACGUCAGAGACCUCCGUGACCCUCGCAGGGCAGGAAAGCUUUACUCUGCUCUCUAUCACUCGUCCUGCGUGUGGAGCCUGGAGGUGUACCCAGAGGGAGGGGGGAGAAAGGGGGAGGGGCAUCUACUGCCUGGGUUGUUCCUGUCCUGCUCCUCAGACAACACAGUCCGACUGUGGAACCUGGACGGGAACAACGCCCCAAACAAGAACAUCCUCAGCCAG